Messenger RNA from Emiliania huxleyi CCMP1516, 864 nucleotides. RefSeq lists its product as hypothetical. Gene Ontology annotation, biological process: peptidyl-proline hydroxylation to 4-hydroxy-L-proline. Gene Ontology annotation, molecular function: procollagen-proline 4-dioxygenase activity; iron ion binding; L-ascorbic acid binding. Gene Ontology annotation, cellular component: endoplasmic reticulum. Lineage: Eukaryota; Haptophyta; Isochrysidales; Noelaerhabdaceae. The transcript has 4 exons. Bases 1 to 864 code for a protein of 287 amino acids. The record is from RefSeq and is a predicted model, not a curated record.
AUGCGCCCAUCUCUAAUUCUAAUUUUAGCCUGCCCGAGCCACGCCUUCCCGCGGCUCGUCGCGAGUGGAGACGCAAAGGACGACGACCACCGCAUCUGCGCCGACAAGGACGAGAACUGCGCCGGCUGGGCUGCAACGGGUGAGUGUGAGGCAAACCCGAGCUUCAUGCUGGCCAGCUGCGCGGACUCGUGCACACACUGCAGGCAGGGCCGACCUGGCGAGAUGCGCUCGCGCGAGGAGCGGCUCAAGCGGAGAGACAAUGCGUGCGACGACCUCGACGAUGACUGCGAGGCGAGGGCCGCGGCCGGCGCGUGCCACGACGGCUCCGACGGUCUGGUGCGCUGCCCGUCCUCGUGCCGAGUGUGCAGAUUCAAGCGAGUGGUUGGCGAGGCGUUUGAUUGCGGCUCCUUCUCGUCCCAGGGCAGCGCUCGCCGGCCCGCCCUGUGUGUGGAGGAGGAGGUGCCGCACGAGCGCUACUUUGAGCCCUUCCAAAUCCUGCGGUACGAGCCGGGCCAGUUCUACCGCGUGCACCACGACCAGAACUGCGGCCUCUUCACACCACAGGGCGCGCGAGUGUACACCUUCUUCAUGUAUCUGUCGACGCCCGAGCGCGGCGGCGGGACGCGCUUCGCCGACAUCGACGAGACCGUGCCCGCCGUCAAGGGCUCCGCGGUGCUGUGGCCGUCGGUGCGGAACGACGACCCUGACGAGGACGAGCCGAGGACCCACCACGAGGGGCUGCCGCCCGACGUCGGCGUCAAGUACGCCGCAAACGUGUGGGUACACAACUACGACUACCGGACGCCUUCGGCGAAUGGUUGCCCCUUUUGCUAUAAGAACACGAGAACGAAAAAAAUUCUGUAA